Molecule: messenger RNA, 1082 nt
Organism: Oncorhynchus masou masou (cherry salmon)
Lineage: Eukaryota; Metazoa; Chordata; Actinopteri; Salmoniformes; Salmonidae
Product: RD3 domain-containing protein
Exons: 5
Coding region: 345-1019 (224 amino acids)
Source: RefSeq, a predicted model, not a curated record
CAAUGUUAUGUCAUUGUUUACGUACAGUUUCUGUCUGUAAAGAACGAGUCAAUGAAACGCCAAAUAAAUAAAAGGACGCUGGUUUGAACUGAACUGACAGCAGAUGACAGAUGCUUACUGAACAAAACUGCUGGUACCCCCUGCUGCUACGCUGCUCUAGUUGGCUGACUGGAUAUGUACAGGCUGACACAUCUAGCAACACCUCCAGGUGUGCUUAUGAGCUACACACCAAAGACAACAGAAACAAACUAAAAAGGAACUGUGAAAUGAAGGCAUUGUCUGCAUCUUGAGAAGAGGAUUUCUAACCAACAAGAAGACUACUCAAUAAUUGACUUUUGUAAAAGAUGUUCCCCUGGUCAGCAGUGUUUUCUCUGGAGCCGAAAGUGCCUGGACAGCGUACGGCAGAAGAACUAGUCACCAACACCCUGAUGCUGGAGCUGGGUGCCAUGGUGAAGCGCACCGAACGUAUCCGCCUGGAAAGGGUGACAAAAGAGGGCCGGCGCCGGCGCAGCUCUUCCUCCGCUGACUACAGCUGGCUGGCCACUGCCCCCACCCACCAACCCUAUGAGCUGACCCCCCGAGACCUGAUAGAACUGCAGGACCUGUGCGCCAGGGUGCCACCGUCUCAGUGUGGCCCUGUCAUUGUUAGGUUCAGGAAUCUGGUGACGGAGAUUGAGCCGGAGGUUCACGAGGUGGCUCGUCUGUUCCGCACAGUUCUACGUGACUGUGUGGAGGGAGAAGAGGAGAACGAGGAGAUGAGGAUGAGGUCAGCCGGCUGGGACAAACAACGCAGCAAGAGCCUCUCCUUUGUAACCUUCCGCUCCAAGUUCCGCCCCGCUCCCUUCAGGGGUGGGGGCCUGGGCGGGUCACGUGGCAACCUGCAGGAGGAGUCGAGCUGGUACGAGGAAGACGAGGUGGAGCCCCAGGAGGGAGCAGCAAAUGUGGCGAGAGCGGCCAGGAAGGGGAGGAGCAUGAGCAUGCCUGAUAUCACCCCCAUCGAACAGAGUGCACUUGGCUGAGGGAGGGAUGGAGAAAGAGAAUAGGAGAUGAGAGAUUGAUAGGGGAGAAGGUCAAGAUGAGAU